AAGGUGAGAUGUGUGGGAAGCACUUCUCUUCUAAGUUUCCUUGCGAUCUCUCUCAGAUUGAUGCCCUCAAUGAGAUCACAGGGGCUUGACAUUAGAAGAGCAGUAGAAGUAGAUAGAUAACAAGCAUUCCUAUGGUUCCCAUGGAUAUAAGCUUAAUCGAACACAGCUUCAAACUACAAGAUUGCAUUCCCUUCUAAAAGAAUGUCCAGAGUUGAACGCAGGAAGAGGCCGUCCCUGUCUUGCCUCCCUUGCUUUCAAGGCUCUCCGGUGUCGGAGCAGUCCGAUGUCCCGAAGCAGCAGUCCCUGUGUGCCUGCUCCGGACACAAGCUCGCUCCAUGGCUCUCCUGGUCACAACCUCAAAAGAAGAGGGCGAGAAAGAAGACGAGUCUAGCCGUCGAUGCUCCGGCCGCCGCCGCUGAUCGAGAGAGUCUCUUCUCUAAGUCUUGUCCCAAGCGACGCAGCCGCGAAUCCAAGCAUCCAAAUCUUCACACGAGCAACAAACCGGCCCAAUUACGUCGGAAGCCUCAAGACCGGUCCAGGCUUAUGGCAAGUAAAUCCGGUGACCCGGACCGAGCCGCUGUGCUUGGGCCGUGUAUCGGCUUAUGUGUCAUGGCACUGACGACGGCCGUAAUGCUUCUUUCCGGCCCUGGAACCGCUGCGAUUUGCCUCUUCUCCUGCUCGUAUCUGCCGCCCCUUCCGAGGACGAUGACGGCCGUGGUUGACGACCCUGCAAUUUCUCAGGCGGAAGCCAAUGGCGCCUCGAUGGAGCACAAGAAGAGGGUGAUAUUACAAGGGUUGCUGCAGAGGAAUGGCCCGCGAACUAUUACCGUUUGCUACUGAAGUGUAUUAUUAUAUUAUGCUUUUUUU
Messenger RNA from Musa acuminata subsp. malaccensis (wild Malaysian banana), 867 nucleotides. The record is from RefSeq and is a predicted model, not a curated record. NCBI's taxonomy places the organism in Eukaryota, Viridiplantae, Streptophyta, Magnoliopsida, Zingiberales, Musaceae.